Molecule: messenger RNA, 5916 nt
Organism: Engraulis encrasicolus (European anchovy)
Lineage: Eukaryota; Metazoa; Chordata; Actinopteri; Clupeiformes; Engraulidae
Product: rho GTPase-activating protein 29-like
Exons: 23
Coding region: 398-4693 (1431 amino acids)
Biological process (GO): signal transduction; activation of GTPase activity
Cellular component (GO): cytoplasm
Molecular function (GO): GTPase activator activity
Source: RefSeq, a predicted model, not a curated record
GUAAGUAGCGGUGUCAAGCUGCCACACAAACGUGAGAAAGGGAACUUGGAGUGGUCUAUUGAAUUGGAUAGAAAAUACAAACAGGAAUAUAUUGGAAUUGUACACUUUUAGGUGACGAUGUGGGGACACUGUACUGUUUGGUGAGGUCUGGACUGUAUGGGACUGUAAAGAAGACCUAUUUGGGAUCCUCUGAGGACGGCACAACCGGAAAGUGUAGGUAGACGGUGGCACAAAGUUUCUUGAGCUGUGCCAUCAAGUAACGAAGAGCGAGCGAUAGAGAGCGAGUGAGAGAGAGAGAGAGUGAGGAGAGGAGAGCCUGUUCUCCUCUCAUCCCCACUCCCCCCCUCCUCCUCCUCUCCCGCCCCACCAUCAGCUGAUCACGCUGGCUGCGGCUGGGAUGUUGCGGCAGAGCAGUGCUGGCGGGAACAAGCGCUCCCUCGGCAUUGCUCGCCUCUCCAACUCCCACUUCUUCCCGCUGUCCACGGGCACCACCAACACCUCCAACUCGGGCACCAGCACUGGCACCUGGGGGCGGCCGGUCAAAAGCAACUCUCUGAGUUCGGUUAGCUCGGGGUCGGACAACGCGGACAACUGCACGGCGGCGGCGCCCGCCGACUCUGACUACAUCAUGCAGCUGGUCAACGAUGUGCGGCACUUUGCGGACGUGCUGCUUCAGCUCAAGGAGGCCUUCAACUCCAAAGAGCACAUAGUGGAGGACUGCCUUCACCAGGUGGUGCACGAGCGUCUUGGCGAGCUACUGCGCGUCCUGAAGGCCGUCAUCGGGAAACACCAGACGCUCAACUCCGUAGACAUCCUCAGCGCUGCCGGCACCCUCAUCGCAAAGGUCAAAGGUGUGAACUUCAAGGAAGUGAAUGAGGACAACAAGCAGAAGCUCUUUGGCGAGAUCUACACUUCAAUAGACACUUUGGCAUUCACAUUUGGCAAUGUAGUGUCUGACUUCCUUAUGGGAGAUGUAGAGAAUGGAUCAGCUUUGGGGCUACCCCAGACUAGAAGAAGUCGGUCAUUUGAAAACCUCUGUGUGGAGUCCGGAGGGCCCGGGCCGGAGAAGGAUGAGCCUCCAGGACCGUCUCCGCCUGCGCGGGUGGAGGAGGUGGACUCAGCGCUGCACGGCAGCCUCACGGGCGUGGAGUCCGCCCUGCUCUACGCCAAGACCUGGUCCAAGUACACCAAGGACCUGCUCAGCUGGGUGGAGAAGCGCAUCAACCUCGAUAUCGAGUGUGCCAAAAGCUUUGCCAAAAUGGCUGAGUCUGCAAAGGCGCUCGCCGGUCAACAGGAGUUCAUGCCCUUCAAAGAGAUCUACACGAGUGCCUUCAAAAACGACAUCGAGUACAGCCAGGUCAUCCUGCACACCACUGCUGCGCUGCAGGCCAACAAAUUCAUCCAGCCGCUGCAGUCCAGGAAGAGUGAGCUGGACAAGCUGAGGAAGGAGGUCAAGGAGCAGUGGCAGAGGGAGCAGAAGAAAAUGAGCGAGGCGGACAGCGCUCUGCGUAAGGCGCGGCAGCUGCAGGUGCAGCGCCAGGAGGAGUACGAGAAGGCGCGUCUCUCCACCUGCCGGGCGGAGGAGGAGGCCCCCCCAGCCGGCCCCGGGGGGGCCCCCAACAAGCAGCUGGAGAAGAGGAGACGCCUGGAGGAGGAGGCGCUGCAGAGGGCGGAAGAGGCGAAGGAGCACUGCCGGGCGUGUGUGAACGACGUGGCGGUGAGGAAGGUGGACCUGGCCAAAGCCAAGCGGCAGAUCCUCACGCAGAUCCGCGAGCUGGUCUUCCAGUGUGACCUCACGCUGAAGGCGGUGACGGUGAACUGGUUCCAGAUGCAGCAGGCCCAGGUGGUCUCUCUGCCAGUGAACUACCAGUCGCUGUGUGAGAGCGCCAAGCUCUAUGAGCCUGGACAGCGCUACACCGAGUUCGUCCGCAGCCUGCCCACCGACCGCCGACGAGGAGAGUCCUUCACCUACGACAUGCAGACCUCGCAAAACUCUGGAUUCCCCUUCAAUAAGCAGUCAGUGAGCAGCAGUCACUCGUCCCAUGGCAACCUAUCCUUGUCCCAGGCCUCGGUGACCUCUGGGGACUUCCUGGGCACGGACGAGGUGGAGAGCCCUCGCAAGAUCGCAGAGCGCCGCUCCAACAGCAGCACCGACAUCCAAGCUCUGCGGAUACAGGGCCCGUUCAAGUGGGGCACAGGUAACCAGGGGGGAGGCAUGUGCAGUGACUCUGAGAGCGCAGGUGGGAGCAGCGAGUCCCGAUCCAUGGACUCACCCACGGCCAGCCCAGGCGACUUCAAGAGGAGGCUUCCUCGGACACCCUCCACGGGCACCAUGUCCUCAGCGGACGACCUGGACGAGAGGGAACCCCCCUCGCCUUCCGACAAUGGCGGCUUGAGUGAGAUGGUCACGGAGACGGCCAGCUCCCCCGGACCUUUCCGGAACGCGCAGAUGUCCAAGGCGGCGCAGACGCACAAGCUGCGGAAGCUGCGGGCGCCGUCCAAGUGCAGGGAGUGCGACGGCUUGGUGGUGUUCCACGGAGCCGAGUGCGAGGAGUGUUCGCUGGCCUGCCAUAAGAAGUGUCUGGAGACGCUGGCCAUCCAGUGCGGUCACAAGAAGUUGCACGGCAAGCUGCACCUGUUUGGCAUCGACUUUGCCCAGGCGGCCAAGAACUGCCCCGAUGGCAUUCCUUUCAUCGUCAAGAAGUGCACGUCGGAGAUUGAGAACCGGGCGCUCAACAUCAAGGGUAUUUACAGGGUGAAUGGAGCCAAAUCGCGGGUCGAGAAGCUGUGCCAGGCGUUUGAGAAUGGCAAGGACCUGGUGGAGCUGUCGGACCUGUAUCCCCACGACAUCAGCAAUGUGCUCAAGCUCUACCUGAGACAGCUCCCUGAGCCCCUGAUCCUGUUCCGCUACUACAACGACUUCAUCGGCCUGGCCAAGGAGAGCCAGAGCAUCAUCGUGGAGGAGGUGGAGGCUUCGCGCAGGUCGCCGGCCCCCGAGACACGGCAGGUGAGCGUGGAGCUCAACCGCGUCCUCUUCAAGAUCCGAGACCUCCUCCGCCAGCUGCCCCCGGCCCACUACAAGACACUCCAGUUCCUCAUCGAACAUCUGCACAGGGUUACGGAGAAAGCGGACGAAAACAAGAUGACUGCCAGCAACCUGGGCAUCAUCUUCGGCCCGACGCUCAUCAAGCCUCGGCAGACGGACGCGGAGGUCUCGCUGUCCUCGCUAGUGGACUACCCCUACCAGGCGCUGAUCGUGGAGCUGCUCAUCCGCCACUUCCAGAUGAUCUUCGACGCGCCGCUCAGCCCUCUGCCCCUCUCCUCCCCUCUCACGUCCCCUGUGUCGGCCGGCGAGGGCUCCCCGUUGUCCCGCAAGUCGCGCCUCACCGCCCAGGAGAAGGAGAGACAGCUCAGUCGACACUCCACGUCUCUGGUAGACAUCAAGGAGCAACACAGUGCUAAGGCGUACAAGAGGCAUUCCUCCGUGAUCCCCUCCACACACCUGAUGGAUGAGGUGAAAGAGGCCAAGCCCAGGACUGAUGGCAGAGAGUUCGCUCCUGGUGUGGAUACCGAUUCAGCCACCAUCAACGGUCUUCUCUCCGCCAGCAGCCCCGAGAUCCAGAGCUCUCCUCGUUUCCCGCGCUCCGUCUCCUCCAUCACCAUCCCCAUUUCGUCCUCCAGCAGCCCGUCUUCCGCCUCGCCAACCAGCCCCACGGCGGGCCCCGUCUCCGUCUCUGUCUCCCUCUCCGCCUCCAGCGGCAGUAGCAGGGUGCAGCUGCGGCCUCCGCGGCCCAAGCUCUCCUCCCGGCCCGUCAGUCUGCCGCCCGAGCGGCUCCUGAACGCCCGCAACUCGGCCGACGCUGGACGUAGCCAGCCGCGGGACGCCGCCAUCGAGGAGGCUUCGGAGGAGGAGCCUCAGCAGCAGCACAACCAAUCACAGCAGGAGCAGCAGCAGCAGCAGCAUCGGUCGGGGAUUAAGUCGCGCUCCGGCACGUCACACUACCGCAGCACCUACAUCGACACGCAGACCCUCAGGCGCAAGUGGGAUCGGGAGUAUAAGAGAUACGACAUAACGGCGCGCACGGCUAUGAUCGUGGCUAAGCUGCCGGGCAAGGACGCUAGUUCGGAAGUAGAUGGAGUUGCUACUACUUCCUCUUCCUCCAAUUCCCCGACCGCAAUCGCUGUCCCACAGCUGUCAUCGUCAGUGCCCUCGAAGAGUUACUUCCCAGAGCGUAUGUCCGGAUCGGUGGGCUUGUGUCGACAGGGCAGGGGAGCGCUGAGGCGGGAGGGGAAUGUGAGCGAGUACAACCCUGUGCCGACGGCCUUCCGUCCCCCACGCACCCUUCAGCCGCCCCCCGGAACCUUCUACAAACCCCCCGUGGUGGGCCGGGCCAAGUCUCUCACGGAGAUCUCCAGCAAACCCAGCGCUGCUCCGGUCGCCACAGCAGAGGAUGAUGAUGAUGACGAGGAUGAUGAUGACGACGACGAAGAACAGGUAUUGGAGAUCGAGGUGUCGGUGGAUGGGCCGUGCCCAGAGGCUGACACCCAGAGCCCGGAGCCCGACCAUUCUCCAUCACACUCUCCCAGCUCCAGUCCAGAGGACUUUGGCCCGAACGAGGCCAAGCCUGUAUACCAGAGACUGCGGUCGCGCCGCAUGCAGGAGUUUGAGCAUCGAGAGGCUCACUUUGUAUGACCCUGCUUCGUCUUCUCCUGAGUUCGAUAGUGUCCCCCACCUGGCCAGUUGUUGAGAUGUUGACUGAGAGCUUGUAUGAUGGCUACUUUACUACACAGCAAUCGUGUCAUAUUGUUACGUACUGUACAUUAUGAAGAUUAAAAACUGUAUAUGGAGGAAUACAAACUUUGACACGGACGCUGAAAACUGUGACGAGAACACCACAGAAGUGUUACAUAGUUAAUAUAUUUCCCUGUUACCCUGGAUUCUACCUGGCUGGCAUGAGAACGCUGUGUGGAUGAACAGGAACGAAAAUCAAAUUCAAAAGUAUGCACUUAGUUUCAGUUGUGUGUCACAUAGUGCUCUAGAGACAAAGCAGUUUGAUUUGUGUUUUUACCAAGGUGAAGAUCAACGGGAGCGAUGAACAACAGUUUCAGCAUGAAUGAGAUGGAUUUUUAAGCAAUUGAGUAACUGAUUUAAAAAAAUCGGACUGCUUAACCGUUAUGGCAGAAAAAACAUACUUUUUGUUUUAGCUGUGCAGUUGACUUCACUUCACUUCACUUCACUUGGAGAACACGAUACUGUUGUAUAAAAUGUAUUGUUACUAUGCCAAAAAAAUAAUUCAGCUGUUACUAUUGUGUGUAUUGUCACUUUAUCAUCACUGUUUUAAUGCACUUACGAGGCUUAAUCCAAUCAUCCACAAUCGUUUUUGUACAUUUCUACCAUUUUUUUUGUAAUGCAGUAUUUUAUUGUACAUGUACAGUAUUACUUGUUUGCAAGUAUUCCGAUAAAAUGUUUUUAAUUUGAUAUGCUGUAUAAUCAAAACAAAUUCAAUACAAUAUUUGUAUUAAAUUGUAUGUCCGAGUUGCAUUACUGGAUAGUGAACCUAAUGAGCGACUGUAACAAAACUUUCAAGAAAGACUCUUAAAAUAUUGGCUUUAAUGUCAAAACAACAUUAAACAUGUAGACUGGUGUAUAUGGCGUUUUGUACAAAGUAUAUUGGUAUAUUUUGCUCAAUUUUGAGCAGGGUGAAAAAAUGAUGUUUAUGUCAAAACAAACUUUGUGACCCAAUAGAUUAAGCUCAAGUAAGUGCAUUUCUUAUGUAAACUGCAUAUCACUCAGUGUUUUAUAAAAUAUAAUGAAAAGGAUGUCUCUGCUGUUUUGAAAUGUUUUAACUCAUCUGCGGUAUAUACAGCACGUGCCAGAAUACACUUUUGUAACUUAUUAAAACUAUUGAUAACACA